UACAUCUCGAUGUCUUUAAGAAUGCAGCUAUAGUUCCGGCAGUUCGGAGAAUCGUUAACGCUCGUGUGUUCUUUGCGAUCGCACCUCUCGUAUUUCCCAUCUUCUCUCCCUUUCUCUUCGACGCUCGAUUGUAUAUCCUCGUCUCGUCUCAAUAGCGCGCCGAUAGCUAAGCGUAGGACCGUAGGACUGGAAAAAAGCAGCCUAGAUACUCAUUUAUAUUUCAUGACAUCCGCUCGAUACAGAUGUGCGGAUAACUGCCAGCGGGGCGAGAUACGCGGAAGCGCGGGCGAGAGAGCGGCGGACUUGCCGUAUUGAACCAGCUUUGAGGUCGAACGCCGACUCUGCUAGAGGAAGACCACGAACGAGGCGGAAGGCGAGAGACCGCGCGGUGGACGCCGUCCUUGCGGUCUGUUUUCGAACGCGGGGCCGACGAACGGUAAGAAUCAAGAGCUGCCUCUCGCAAACAAUCGAAGACGCGCGCUCCGCGGCGCCGUGCGUAGCGCGUAGCGUGCCGCCGCUGCCGUUCGCCGCACGCCAAUUAUUCCGUAAACUUCUCUCGCCUUGCCCAGUCACCGCGUUACGUCAUACGCGCGGUCGCGUAGUUGAUAACGCGGCCCAAAGGCGACGGGUCGUCCUCCCGCAAGUGUCAUUCCGCUCGACCUCGCGUUUCCGCACCAACCUGCAGCCAUGGGCGAUUCCUCGGGAGUUCCUGUCGAAGUUAUGAGCAAGGAGACAGCUUUGGAGAAGAUAGCGGAUGAAUGCGUGGAAGUGGAGACACCCGAGACGACAAAGGACUCGCAGGCGGAAGUUACGACUUGUCCAGAGGUUGCUAGUGUGACGCGGCAAGUUUCCGAGACUGCUGGUGACGUAAAAUCCCAUGAUAAUAACGCAGAGAAAUCUCUGAUAGGGAUGGAGUGUGAACCGGAAUUGAACGAUGACGCCGAUUUCACUGUUGACAUCUGCUUAGAUCAGUUUGAUGGACAGAAGGAGAUAACGGACGAAGAUGUGAUGGAUCAUUUGGAUGUAAUAGAAAACAUUGAAUUGGAUCCUGAAACCUUCGGUGUGGAUGAGUGUAUGAAGGAAACUGAUGAAUCAGAAUUGUUUCCCAAAGAAGUAACAGAGCAGGAGCCAGAUAAAGGUGAAGCGGCACUGCCCGAAGAAGAAGAAAAUGAAGAAGAAGAAGAAGACAACAAGUGGUACGAAAAGAAGCUUGCAGAGAAAGAUGCUCUUUUAAGAGAUAGACUGUCAAAGUUAGCUCGAGUGUUAACAGUUUCUUAUCCUUCUUAUGAGAAAUGGCUAGAAAGAAUAGAGAAGAUAGAAGGAUCGCCCAUAUGUAAAAUAGAUUCGAUCCGACGUUGCUCAUUAAAGAAACCAAUCCAUACCAAUCGAUGGAAAUUUCAGUGUAAGAAAAGAAAUGUAGAGGAGUCUCUAAAACAAGAAGAUAAUAGUUUCAAAACAAUGUGGUACCUCGAACAAAUUGGAAUAGGGGGUGCUAAUGUCGAUAAUACAAGUGAAUUACCAUCUUUUGUAUUAAAGGCAAUCAAGAUAUUUGAAGAUUUUCUUCAAACAACUAUAACUCCAACUGAAGACACUUCUAAUGAAAAUCCAUCGAGUGACACACCAAUGGACAUUGACACAAGGAAAGGUGUAGAUCAAGAUAACAAACAACAAUGGUUGUAUUUGUUAGUACGUUGCAAUAGCAAGGAUGAACUCAUGCUUUUUGCAACUGGGAAAAAUAUUAGUCAAAGCGUUACGGAUCGUUUGAAGCAGACAUUUGAGUCUGGUCCUGGGAAGAAUUGUAACGUCAAAUCUCUCUAUUGCAAAUCGUUGAACAAACGCGAUGAUAAAAUUGUUACAACAUUCUUAGUGGGGGCAGAAGCUUUAGACGAAAUGGUGGGUAAUCUAAAAGUGCAGCUCGCGCCAAAGACAAACUUUUGGUGCAACGCUGCCGGUGCGUGGAAUGUAGCUAAAGCAGUUGCGGACAUGCUUGAACCUACACAAAAGAUUACAGUACUUGAAAUCGGUUGUGGAAUUGGUGUAAUUGGGCUUACAAUAGCAUCUAAAUGUCGAGAAGUGAUAGGAGUUGAUUCACCUUCGGAAAUAGAAGAAGCUGAAAUGACGAGCGAGAUGAACAACAUAUACAAUGCAUCGUUCAUAAUGGGAUCCCCAUCUGAAGUUGUACAAAAAUUAGAUUCUGCGCGUGAUUUACACAAUAAAAAUCGUAUGACUUACUGCAUAGUCAAUACGGGCACCAAUAUGGGUAGAGCUAUUGAAGUAAUGACAUGCUUAAGAAAAAUCAGUUCCCUUCGUCGUAUUGUAAUGGUCACUACGUUGACAAAACAAUCAGUUCGAGCGAUAUUAGAACUUGGACGGCCUAUAGAAAGUGGGCUCGGUCAUCCGUUCAUGCCAAUUCGAGCAUGUGUCGUCGAUACAUUGCCUACUGGACCUCAUUUCGAGGUGGUUAUUCUAAUGGAACGUAGGCUCAUGCACAGGCUUACGCAGCCGUGGUUUAUCAAGAUGCUGGAAGAAGAAGGCAAGUCAUUGGCUAAGCUUAACGCUAGAGCAAACACUAAGACUUUGGAAAAAAUGAUCGAUAAUGACAAAACUGAAGAUGCGAAUGUACAAUUAAGAAAGAAUCCAUUAGCGAAACCCGAACUUGUGGAAAAAGUGACAUUUGCAAAAAAGACAACCAAAGCGGUGAAAAGCGGUUCACCGGUGAAAGGUAAAAUAAGAUUAAAACGGGAUCACUCGCCCGAAGUAAUAGAAAUAAAGAAAGUGCCUAAGAAAAUCGAUAUGUUUGGACCUAAAUUAGGGCAACAGGAUUUUACAGCUAAGAAAAAGAAUUGGCUUCAUGAAAACCCCACGCUUCGCAUCAAUCCAUUAUUCGAGAAAAAACGGGAGAACAAAGAGGUUGAUUUACGAGAAAAAUUGUUGAGUAACCGAAUUGACACAGAUCUAAUACAGAAGGUGAAUGAAAGUCGUGAAAUUCUUGAAGCAGCCAAAGAAAAGUUAAGCGGUCCAUCUCCCACGGUUGACGCAACGACCGCUAAGGAAUUAAAAAAUGUCUUAAGUUUGGUUCUCGAUCAAACCAAUAAAUUUCAAACUCAUUUGCCGCGCUCAGUGUGGGAUCGUAUCGCGCCACCUGAGCCUGACGCGAAGAGUCAAGCGAAGAGAGACCUUGAUGACGAUCCUCUUCUGAAAGGUCGAUUUGUACAAGAAACCCGAGCUCAGGAUAUUGUUAUCACGGCGCCGAACAAAGAGUAUUUAGAAACCGAGGAUCCUAAGCCGAAAUUCAAAAAGUAUCACAAUCUGCAACCGCUAGAGCCAAAUAUGCUGAUGCCGCUUAAUAUGAAAUCGAAAAAAUUUAAAGGCAACAGCAAUAAAUUUGACUUUUCCCAAAAGUCAUUUGACAACAGAAAUAGACCACAAAAUCAAGAUUCCUGGAAUAGAAAUAAGAAUUUUGAUAGAAAUCGGUGGAACGAUGGAUCUACGAAGAAAUCUCCAAUGAGAAGGCAGGAUGUGUCAUUUAGACAACGAUCGCCAGAUAGAUAUUCACCAAAGCGUCCCUUACUGUCACCACCGAGACGCCUGAGCUCGCCGCCUAGACGACAUCUCUCUUCGGAUAGGUCGUAUCAACCGCAUGACUCUUCGCCACAUCGAGAAUAUUCUCAAAGACGGCAAAUGUCGCCAGUAAGGAUUAUAAUAGGGCACAGUAAGAUAAUAUCAUCCGACGACAGACAUCAAAUGUCGCCACCCAGAUCAUUUUCACCAGUUAAUCGAACAAUGUCCCCGCCGAGGCGACCAAUGUCACCUAUGAGACGGCACAUGUCGCCGCCGAGGCAACAGUUGUCUCCACCGAGACGACAUAUGUCUCCGAUGGAAUAUGAUCUAUCUUCGAGACAGUCUCCGGAAAGAAGACCUAUGUCGCCUAUUGGCAGAAUGAUGUCUCCGUCAAGAUCAAGAGACAUGAUUCCACCGCGACAUCAGUCGCCUCCCAUGAGACACUUUUCGCCGCAUCGGGCGUCCCAUGUACGUGGUGCCUCGCCUUCAAGGCGACAGCAAUCCCCUCCAAGGCGACAGCUAUCUCCUCCGAGGCGCCAGAACUCGCCACCAAAUAGGUUUGCGGAUGAGUGGGACAUACCAAGUCGAGGCGCUAUUGAACAGAGCAACACUUGGCAACGGUCCGUUAACGAAAGACCGGAAAACGUCUGGCGUGACGAGAGGCAGCCGUCUACGAGCGGAAAUUGGCAGACUUUGCCUGAUAAUGACAGAUAUCGCAAGUCGGCUAACCAAAACAAGUCCUGGGAUGUCAGAGAUUCCUCGUCUCAUGGAAAUUCGUGGAAUACAAAGCAGUCGCUUGCAAAGCCCGGCAUGAAAGAACCAUGGCAGCCUACGGAGCCUAGAUGGUCCGUUCCAUCCAGAUCGGGAACCGGUGGCGACAACUGGAGUCGGGGCAAGGAAAGUUUGGGUGGUCGCAAUAAAGAGCAGUGGAUGAAUACAAACAAGUCGCGAUGGGAGCAGCCGCAGUCUAACGAUUGGAAUCAAGGAGACAAAGAGGAUUGGAACGACCUUCCGGAAGAUGCGCGGGACCCCUGGGGCGAUGAAAGCAAUCCUAGCUUGAAGGAUAGGUGGCCGAACGUCGAUAAUCAGGCUACAUCGUCCAACAAUUGGUCCAGAGAAGCUGACAAGGGGGACCCUUGGGCAAAGCCGAAAGACAAUUGGCAGAGCAAGUCGCAAGCAUUUCCAGCGAAAUCGCUAUGCCAAAAUAUUAAUAAUUCAAGCAUGAACGACUCGCGCUGGUUACCACCUAUAAAUGAUAUGAAUAAGAAGGUGUCAUCCAAUUGGCAAGGAGGGACUAACGUUGGAACCAACGCUGGAACCAAUGCUGGAACCAACGCUGGAACCAACGUUGGAACCAAUGUUGGAUGGCAAUCAAACUAUGGUUUUCAGUCCCAGCGAUCCUUUAUGCCCAAUUUGUAUAAGGAUCGACGUUAGAUGAAACAUUAGAUAAGAUAUUUUGAUGUUACUCAAAGUAAUAAUAGCUUAUCACUUCAUCGUUUUGGUUUAUCAAACAACACACAUAUGUUUUUCGGAUAUGUAGUAAGAAGUUCAGACAGAAAAGUUAUGUGAUACAUAAAGUAUAAGUCGAAUAAAGUUAUAUAUUGCAGAA
Molecule: messenger RNA, 5170 nt
Organism: Vollenhovia emeryi
Lineage: Eukaryota; Metazoa; Arthropoda; Insecta; Hymenoptera; Formicidae
Exons: 10
Coding region: 688-4995 (1435 amino acids)
Source: RefSeq, a predicted model, not a curated record